CCCGCCGCACUCCCCGCUCGCCGACCGAGCGCAGCGGAGCCGCAGUUCCCCCAGCGCCAUUGCCUUCCUCAGCCCGCUAUGGCAGUGCUGGUGUCAUUCCAAGUUGGCUGAAGCAUUUUGAGAAUGAAUGCCUGGUAGACAGCAGCACCGGUGUAGCAAGAAAGGAAGUCAAAAGUGCCAUUGAUGCUAAUGAUACUUAAAGAAGCAUCCCUAAUGUCCCAGCUGGAUCACUGAGCACUUUUGGGAUUCCUGGAGGUGCUGCUGUUUAAAGAAGGGAUUGUCCUGAGGAUCUGGCCUGUCAUCAAAGCAGCAUCCCUGUGGGUGCUGGAUGCAAGUCCUUGACAUUCUGGAAACCAUGGGGAUUGGUAAGAACACCACUGCCAAAUCAGUGGAGGCAGGAGGCUCAACAGAAGGCAAAUAUGAGGAUGAAUCUAAACAUCCCACCUUUUUCACCUUGCCUGUGGUGAUAAAUGGUGGAGCAACAUCCAGCGGUGAUCAGGAUACAGAGGACACAGAGCUGAUGGCCAUCUAUACCACAGAAAAUGGCAUAGCAGAGAAGAGCUCCUUGGCAGAGACACUGGACAGCAGUGGCAGUUUGGACGCCCAGAGAACUGACAUGAUUUACACCAUCGAAGAUGUUCCUCCUUGGUAUCUCUGCAUCUUUUUGGGCUUACAGCAUUACUUAACAUGUUUCAGUGGAACUAUAGCUGUGCCCUUUUUGCUGGCUGAUGCCAUGUGUGUUGGAUUUGACCAGUGGGCUACCAGCCAGUUGAUUGGGACCAUCUUCUUCUGCGUGGGCAUCACUACAUUGUUACAAACAACUUUUGGGUGCAGGUUACCCUUGUUUCAAGCGAGUGCUUUUGCAUUCUUAGCACCUGCUAGAGCAAUACUCUCCCUGGAGAAGUGGAAAUGUAAUAAUACAGAUAUAACAGGUACAAAUGGAACAACAGAACUGCUUCACACUGAACACAUCUGGUACCCCAGAAUACGAGAGAUCCAAGGUGCUAUCAUCAUGUCCUCCCUGAUCGAAGUGGUGAUUGGUUUGCUUGGCCUUCCCGGCGCCCUGUUGCGAUACAUCGGCCCUCUGACCAUCACCCCCACCGUUGCUCUCAUCGGCCUCUCUGGUUUCCAGGCUGCUGGAGAAAGAGCAGGCAAACACUGGGGUAUCGCCAUGUUGACUAUUUUCCUAGUAUUAUUGUUUUCCCAGUAUGCCAGAAAUGUCAAAUUUCCCUUACCCAUUUACAAAUCCAAGAAAGGAUGGACAGCAUACAGACUGCAGCUUUUCAAAAUGUUCCCUAUUAUUUUGGCUAUUUUGGUGUCCUGGUUGCUCUGCUUCAUCUUCACGGUGACCGAUGUCUUUCCCCCGGACAGUUCCAAGUACGGCUUCUACGCGCGCACCGACGCACGGCGAGGGGUGCUCUUGGUAGCUCCCUGGUUCAAAGUUCCUUACCCUUUUCAGUGGGGACUGCCAACAAUUUCAGCUGCUGGAGUGAUAGGAAUGCUGAGUGCAGUGGUUGCUAGCAUCAUCGAGUCAAUAGGAGACUACUAUGCCUGUGCCAGGUUGUCUUGUGCUCCUUCUCCACCAAUUCAUGCCAUAAACAGAGGGAUUUUUAUUGAGGGUCUUUCCUGUGUUCUGGAUGGAGUAUUUGGGACAGGGAAUGGAUCUACUUCUUCCAGCCCCAACAUUGGUGUCUUGGGCAUCACAAAGGUUGGAAGUCGCAGGGUCAUUCAGUAUGGGGCAGCCUUCAUGCUCCUGCUGGGGAUGGUGGGCAAGUUCAGUGCUCUCUUUGCCUCUCUGCCAGACCCCGUGCUUGGUGCCCUCUUCUGCACCCUCUUUGGGAUGAUUACAGCUGUGGGUCUGUCUAACCUCCAGUUCAUAGAUCUGAAUUCUUCAAGGAACCUGUUUGUACUUGGAUUUUCCAUUUUCUUUGGACUUGUCCUCCCAAGCUAUCUCAAACAGAAUCCACUGGUCACAGGCAUAGCAGGCAUUGACCAGGUGCUGAACGUCCUUCUCACUACAGCCAUGUUUGUCGGGGGCUGCGUGGCCUUUAUCUUGGAUAACACCAUUCCAGGAAGCCCUGAAGAAAGGGGAAUACAGAAGUGGAAGAAAGGGGUUGGUAAAGGAAGCAAGUCACUGGAUGGCAUGGAAACGUAUGAUUUGCCUUUUGGCAUGAACAUUAUUAAAAAAUACAGGUGCUUCAGCUUCCUGCCCAUCAGCCCCACCUUUGUGGGCUACACGUGGAAAGGCUUCAGGAAAAGCAGUAACUGCAGGAGUUCAGAUGAAGACUCAGAAGCUACAGUAUAGCCUUAGGUGAAAUUAUAUUCUCUAGUUGUAGUAAAAGAUGUAUUUGCAGUUUCUUGCUGAUUUAAGAAGCAUUAAAAUAUAUGUUUUGUAUAUCUGCAUUUAAAUUCUGGAACCAGAGCUGAGACAGAUUUUGAAAAAAGAAAAAAAAAAAAAAAGAAAAAAGCUUUUCUGUUUGUAGGUGGUGGGAGCCAGAUCUGGUGUCUCUGGGUCAAACUUGCACAUCUUCCUCUGGGGGGGGGUUACAGAGGCUCUCUAGAUAGCUGCACAUCCAAGGCUGGUUCUUUUAAAUGGGGCCUAGGGUCUGGAAGGAUGUAGGUGCUGCUGAAAAAUGUUGGGUUUUUUUUAAGGUGUUUUUAUUGAAGUCGUUGAUGCUGGAGUUUUUGACAUGUUCGUUGCUGGUCACACCUGAAAAUUUGAGUCCUGUGAGAAGGAGGGGAGGGAAAAACCCCUCAAAAAAUGUAUUUUUAAUUGUCUCAGAUCUCCUGUGUAUUGUUUUCUACUCCCUGAUUUGCUCAUUCCAUAUUUUCGGGCCCCUGGAAAUCAGGUUUGCUUGAUCCUGGCAAAUAAUUAGUGUGGGUUUUUUUUUUUUUUUAAAUUACCAAUAGCUCAGUCCAGGGUUCAGACACAAAGUUUCUGUAAUAAGGGUGCUGACAAAAACUGUGAUGGACCUCUGGUAGCUCAGUGCUGCAGAAGGAACCACUCAUUUCAUGUCAGCUCGUGUUUUUAAAGGUUUGCUUUUGUGGCCACCUCAUUUCCUGGUGCCCAGGUUGUCUUUAGAAGGAUUCACACCUGGCUUGAUUUCGGGAAGGCGGGAAACUUGUAACUUGUAGAUGGGACCAGUUUUUACAGUGCAGUGUGUGUAUCCAGCAAGAUAUUUUUUUAACAAAAAUGCUGAUUUGUUGAGCAAUUCUAAACAGUUAACAUCUGUAUCCAUGCCAGGUGCUGCCAGCAUUCCCUGCUUUGGAUCUGGGCAGGAUUUUCUUGGUGGGAUAUCCAGGGCGGAGGCUGCUUCCGAGCGGCUUCCGUUGCGUUGCUUCUUUUUCCUCCUCUCUUGGAGGGGCUUCUUCAAAAGCUUCUUCCUGCUGGGGAGGCAGGUUUGAGCAGCAGAGACACCAUGUUUGAUGUCCUCAUCCACUGGGUGGUUUAAUGGAUGUUGGUUCCAAUCAGGGCACCUUUCAGGUCGAUCUUUUUUUUUUUUCUUCCGGGAAUUGUCUCAGCUCUGAUGUUACGUGGGUGUUCAUAAGCUCAUCAUGCAUUCAUAAUUAAAACUUUUAUUCAUGUUUAAUGUUCUUACUAUUGCAAGUUAGUUUUAGACUUCAGUGUGGCCCCAAAAGCAUCUUUCAAGCUGUGGAGAUCAUCAGGGAAAUGUAGUGUCAUUUCAAGGCCAGUAUGCUCUACGGUGCUUGCAUUCUGUAUUCCUGGAAAAAGCCUAAUGGUGGAUCCUGUCGUUCACUAGUAUAUUUAUCCAAGUUUGACUACUGGGUGGGAGUGCAGGAACUCUUGUUUUCUGAGUCAACUUCCAGGGGGAAUUUGUUCUUGGUUAUUGAAGCAUGGAAGGGUUGGGGUGGGGAGGGCAUGGAAAGAGCUUAACGGAUCAGUACUGAGUAGUGUAGAGUUGGAAUGAUUCCUUUGGUCACGUUCUCAGCAUGCCAUGGCUGUUCCCAGAAACUAUUUUAUACUGCUUUUUCCAUAACAAAGCAUGAUGUUUGUUCCUGCUUCAGGGAACUUUCAGUAGUUUGCAGUCUUGGUGUCGGUUGGACUAUCUCGAAAGCUGGUGGGAAGAGUUACUGUGUAGUAGACAAGGUUAGUUUGCCUGUGAAACAAAGUAAUUUUUAUCCUUUUUAGAUUUUUUUUCCUCUUCAGGUAGUGAAGUGGUAGCGAGAUGUCCACAUCCACUUGCAGCUGGUUUUGAGUGCAGAGAACUCUAAUCAGUGGCACGAAGCUUCUCCAUUUCCCAACUUGAUGUGCAACCAAAGAUGUGAGGGGGACUUGGGGAGUUAAAAACAGAUAUAUAUAAAAAAAAAAAGUAAAAAUCUACCUAUGUAUGGUGGCUGUAAUGAUGUAAAAUGCCAAAGUUGGUUUCUUGUAACUGUUGAGAAAGGGAGGCAAAAGUAUUUUAUUUAACCAGUGCCACCUCAGAGAUGUUGAAACAUCAGGCCCAGUGGUGCCACUGGGCACGGAAUGCAGCAGUGACACCUUGACCCCAGGCUUUUCCAACCUUUCCCCCCAAAUAUUUUGAUAACUUCAGUGCUUGCACAGUCAAGAGAUGAGGUGAUGAUGAACAGCAUUUGUCUCCUCUCCCCUUUGGCUGAGGAGCAAGGCCGUUCUCUGUGGUGCCUUCACUGGAGAACUGCUGAGAUGAUUUGUGACACUUGAGUUACAAGGCAGCGACUCCAAGGAUCAUUUUUGCUUCUCCCCAGAGCAGAGCACCACCCCUUUCUUGCAGCGUAGGAGAGACUAUCCAAAAAGGUGAAGUCUGAUGACUCUGUUCAACUGUUGGAUUUAAUUCUUUUCAUGGCUUUGGGUCCUGCUGUGCCAAUUCUGUUGACUGGCUGAGAGAAGUACAGUAGCGUUUAGCCAGCGUGUCUGCUUUUCUAGCCACUUGGUGACACUAAAACAAGUAGUUGUAGUCAGCAGUUAUUUUUGUAACCAAACUUGUAUUUGUGACAACUCUCUCCAUCCUCCUUACGAACGUGAAUGGUUAAGGAUGAGCCUCAGGUUUGCAAAGAUCUGCUGGGGCUCCAGCACAGGGCUGUGAGGGAGCCAUUGGCAGUGCCGUGGACAUCCAGGGUGUGCAGCUGCCCAGCACCAGGAGGUGAGCCAGGCAUGGAGCUGGGGUAUGGUUCCUUGGAAAGAGAAGCUCCCUUUUCUCUCUCCCAAGCACCUGAAACCAUCCCUGGGCUGCCAGUCAAAGAAGGUGUAUUGCUUUUUUGGAUGGAAACCAGUCUGUCUUUCCCCCUGUUUUGUGCCAGGGCGGUGGGUGGACCUGAAAUCCUUCUCCCACCUCUGCUUUUCCACAAGGGAGUUUUAGUAGUUGUUAGGAAAGGCCUUGGCUGGGGAAGUCCAGGGAGCUGCUGUAUGUGCAGAGGAUUAACAUGUCCUUUUGAAAAGGAUUGAAAUGGUUGUGGCUACAUCCAGACUUUGAUGCGUAAGGGUGGCUGGAGAUCGAAACGUGACUGUAAAUGCAAGACUGUAUUUUUCCUGUCUCUCGUUAUUGCCUUUUUCAAUCAGCUCAACUCAACAAAACCACACUGGAAAGACAACACCCGAGGAGUGGGUUAAGAGGCAAUGAGAUGUUUCAACCCAAGUUUGAAGACAGAAGGGCAAAAUAUUCAUGGUUAGAAAUAUCAUUUUGUCAUAUCGCAGGUGGUAUCAGUGUGUGCAAAGCAAAAUAACUUGGGAUUUUUGUAACUGAUAUUCUAUUGUAUUAUUAUUUUUUUUUAGGUUAAAUUAAGAAUUCUUGCUAACAUGUUGAAACACGUUUUCUAAAGCAAUUAUUUGCAAAUUAUACCUACAGAAAUUUAGGCUUCAUAGCUAACAGCUAAGACUGAUUGAUGUUGUCAUAUUAGAGUGUGUUGUGAGGAACUCAAAUCAGGUGCCUCACUCAGAAAGUUUAAACUUUAAACCCAGAAUUUGCUUUAUGCCUUUUAAUACUGACUUUAAAUAUGGCAACUUGGUUUGUACAUGAAUAUUUGCAGUAUUUUAUUUCCAUAGAUUAAAAAAAUAACAUUUCCACUCAGGAUGAUGAUCCCCGUUUUCCUGGGAGGGAGUGGUAUGGUUGUCAUGACAAUGUCAUGUGAUGGUAGAAUUUCUUCAUUGACGAAUCUAUAGUAGUUGUGUAUACUUUAUUUACCCAUCUUUAUGUUCCUACCAAAAAACUAAAGGGUUUCUUUAUCCUCCAUCUCCCUACUGAGAUCUUGGGACCCCCCAGAUGCAGAACUGGAGCUUGCAAAGUGAAAUCCUCAGUACCCUUUAUACCACUCCAGGGAGUGCAGCUGGUCACUUCAUGGCAUCCUUGAUUCAAAAAAAACACCCAAAACAUGGAAAAUGGCAUCAUUUGUGGUACAAACAGCACUCCAGGCACACAUGGUUUCAAACAGCCAGCUUCUCAUGGUUGGGUGAGCCACUGGGUGCUCACCCAUCAUCUAAACCAACCUGUGCUUCGCAUCGUGUGUAUUGAUGUAGAAAAUGCAGGUGUGACAGACCAGCACAACCGACAGUGUUUCUUUGUCGUGGCCUUCUUGAACCAAAAGCGACUUUUUUUUCGUUUUUUUUUGGGGGAUGGGUGGAUCAGUCUUUUUUUUUUGCAGGAAAUGUCCCACUGGGUUCAUGUUCCUUUAGUCUUUCUGGAGGCUGGUGGCCUUUUGUGGCCACGGGAUGCCAGGUCCUCUGUGCUCUCACGUCUCCGUAGCUGCGAUGGGUCAUCACGGGAGGAGGCCACGACCUUGCCAGUGUUUUGCUUCUGCCCAUGGGUGUAUCCAGCUCCAUGCUGGGCUGCUUGGAAGUGGUGGGGAUCCAUCUUCAGAGCCAUCCAAAAUAGUCCUGUCUAGUUCCACUUUGCCUGUGACUGUGCAUUAUCAUCCCUACAUCUUGAUACCAGAGAGAUGUUUAGAGUUGCCUUGUGUUCUUGCUGGCAUUUCCUAUGUCUUUUUCCAGGUAAACCAUCUUGCUGCCAGUCCAAAUUCUUGUACUUUUCUCUGUUUUAUAACAAUCUUUGGCGUAACAAACUAUUGACUGUUCUUAGGCAGUGGGGAUAAAUAGGUUUGGUUUUUUUCCCAUGACUUUUUGCGACUGACUUGGGCUGUAAAACUUCUUUUGUUCAACAGCAAAAGGUUUUUUGGUUUGGUUUUUUUGUUUGUUUGUUUUAGGUUUUAUUUUUGUUCUGAGAUGUGUAAUUCUUUUAUGGAGGUUUUUUUAAUUUCAUAUUAUUUUUUUUUUUCUAACAAUGCUUCAUUCAACAAUUAAAUAUUUAAAAAUGUAAUAUUUGGACCAGAUGUUGUGAAUAAUAGUAGAUAAAGCUAUUUUAUUCUGUAUUUUUAAAGCUGUUCAGUAUAAAUAAACGCGGGCAUAGAUGCA
Molecule: messenger RNA, 7381 nt
Organism: Apus apus (common swift)
Lineage: Eukaryota; Metazoa; Chordata; Aves; Apodiformes; Apodidae
Gene: SLC23A2
Product: solute carrier family 23 member 2
Exons: 17
Coding region: 329-2305 (658 amino acids)
Biological process (GO): transmembrane transport; L-ascorbic acid metabolic process
Cellular component (GO): membrane
Molecular function (GO): transmembrane transporter activity
Source: RefSeq, a predicted model, not a curated record